Trichomonas vaginalis G3 is the source of this 348-nucleotide messenger RNA. RefSeq lists its product as uncharacterized. The record is from RefSeq and is a predicted model, not a curated record. The coding region runs from base 1 to 348 and encodes 115 amino acids. NCBI's taxonomy places the organism in Eukaryota, Parabasalia, Trichomonadida, Trichomonadidae. The transcript has a single exon.
AUGAAAUCUGUUCCAUAUGUAUGUUAUGGCAACUGUUUAUACAUUGAGUCUAAAAUAGCUAAUGUCACAGGUAUUUCAGGAGUUAAUAGUAAAGGUUCAGUAGAAUAUAAGUCUUUCUGUUAUGCAGUCAAUUCAAUGUUCAUUCCAAACGUUCCUGUCAUAGCAACUCAUUUAGGUAAAUGGGUUCGCAUUAGUCCUCAUAAUUUGAAAGACAUGCAAUUCAGACUUGUUGACUUUCAAGGAGAGCCUGUAGAACUGAAGGCACCAGUGCGAAUGACUGUUGAAGUUGACUUUUUAGAAAAUAUUAAAUGCAACAGCUUACAAGAGAACUCAGAGCUAAAAAUAUAA